Spea bombifrons (plains spadefoot toad) is the source of this 1429-nucleotide messenger RNA. RefSeq names its product RAD9 checkpoint clamp component B (gene RAD9B). Gene Ontology annotation, cellular component: checkpoint clamp complex. The transcript is spliced from 10 exons. The record is from RefSeq and is a predicted model, not a curated record. Bases 1 to 1176 code for a protein of 391 amino acids. Gene Ontology annotation, biological process: DNA repair; mitotic intra-S DNA damage checkpoint signaling; cellular response to ionizing radiation. Lineage: Eukaryota; Metazoa; Chordata; Amphibia; Anura; Pelobatidae.
AUGAAGUGUGUUAUUCCCGGUGGGCAUGUCAAAGUCUUUGGAAAAGCCAUCCAUUCUCUUUCAAGAAUUGGUGAUGAGCUAUGGUUUGACCCUUUGGAAAAAGGACUUGCUCUACGAGUGGUGAAUGCAGCCAGAUCAGCAUAUGCUUGCGUCCUUUUAUCAUCCUUCUUUUUCCACGACUACCACAUUGCAUCUAUUCAGGAGCAAGGUCAAGGCAAUGUGAUUUUGCAGCUCAGAUGUAAAUUAUCAAUAAAGGCAGUUCUUCCUGUGUUUAGAUCUCUCAUCAUGCUAGAAAGGAACGUGGAAAAAUGCAGCAUAUACACAAACUUUACCAAUUGUCGUCUGGUUUUCAGGUUGUUCUGCAAACAUGGUAUCACAAAAACUCAUAAACUGUAUUAUGAAGACUGCGAACCGUUAGAAGCAGCCUUUUCAGCAAACGCAUGCCCUAAUGUUUUAAAAAUGCACUCAAGAAUAUUUUCUGAUGCAAUAAUACAUUUUCCAACAUGCCAGGAUGAAGUCACUUUGACUAUUACGCCUCUUAAGGUUACACUGAAGAGCUUCAAUGAGGAGGCAGAAGGUUUCCCAAAGAGAAUGCACACUGAAAUACACCUGGGCAGAGACGAGUUCCUCUACUUCAAAGCCGGCGUAGACUCUGAAGUCACAUUUUGUCUGAAAGAACUUAGGGGGUGUCUGGCAUUUGCAGAGACAAUCAGCGCUUGCAUUUCAGUUCAUUUUGGACAGCCCGGAAAACCUAUUGCAUUUAGCAUAGAUGACAUGAUGUUUGAAGCAAACUUUAUUUUGGCAACGCUGGAUCAAUCAGAAAGCGGGACAUCCACUCAGACCUCACAACGCAUGAUUGUUGAGUCAAAACGGGGCACUCCGUUUUCGGGGUCAGGCAAUGAAAAUAUUAAAAAAAGCAUGGAAAUGAAACAGAUCAGCAAACAGCAGCCUGUGUUCAGCGCUAGUCCAGCAAUGUCAAAUAUCCUUCAGAAUGCUCCAGAACAAGCACCACGAGAGCCAGCUCGUCAUUCAUCUUAUAAUAAGUUCUGCUCCCUGUUUUUUGGCGCCAUUACAUCCCAGCAAGAUGACUUUAAUCAGGUCUUCCACAGUUUGGCAACAGCCAGCGAGGAUGAAGAGGAGGAGGGCUGCGGGAGAAAGCAAUCUCAGACAUUUUAAUGUUGCAAGUGUAUUAGUGUGGACUUUAGUUGUGUUGUUUAGCCACUUGUUACCAUUAUAGUCUGUGAUAAUUUACACAUCAGCGGGUUAUGAAUUUAUAAUAAGUUUGACAUGUUCAGUUAAAAGAUUUUCAUUUUACCAUUUUAAAAAUUGGCCAAUGUACAUUUCCAAAACAAAUGCUCAACACAAGAGAAGAAACAAACAGAGUUGUAACACAGAUUCAGUUAUUGUAUUUCAAGAUGCAGACUACAAC